GAUUUGUCUUUACAUCAUACAUUUAUCAUACCAAGAAGAGCAUAAUCAUAAUAUGAGAUUUAUAAUUUCUUGUAGUUUCCUCUUUGCCAUAAUAAUAAUAUUAAUCCUAUGUUAUGAAACCAUAGCUCAGACAGAUUUUACUCCAUCAUGUGCUGAUGAUAAUAGCAACUACACAAAAAACAGCACAUAUCAACAAAACCUCAACACACUUUUAUCAACUCUAACUUCCAACACAGAAAUCACCUACGGUUUCUACAACUUCUCAUUCGGCGAAGACAACAACAAAGUAUACGCCAUAGGAUUAUGCAGAGGAGAUGUUAAUCCAAAUGAUUGCCGCAGUUGUCUUAACAAUUCAAGAGUUCUUCUAACACAAAAUUGUCCAAACAAAAAAGAAGCAAUUGGUAGGAUUAACAAAUGCAUGCUGCGUUACUCAAACCGGUUGAUAUUUGGACUAAUGGAAACAUUCCCUGAUUUUUCUAUUCCGAAUCCAUUCAAUGCAACAGAUGUGGGUAAGUACAAUCAAGUGGUAGGGAAAUUGUUGUAUGAUUUGAAAACUGAAGCUGCAACUGGUGAUUCUAUGAAAAAAUAUGCUACAAGAAACGUAACUGGUCCAAAUUUUCAAGAUAUAUAUAGUCUUAUGCAGUGUACACCUGAUUUAAGUUAUUUGGAUUGCAAUCAAUGUUUGGAUCAAGCUAUAGCUAGUCUUCCAUCUUGUUGUGUAAAUAAGGUGGGUGGGAGAGCUAUUAGACCAAGUUGUAAUCUUAGAUAUGAAAAUUAUAGGUUCUAUGAACGUAAUGCUCAACCUCCGCCACCUACUUCACCAUCGACCAAUCACACUUCCUCUCAAGGAAAGGAUCACACAUCCAGAACUGCCAUUAUCAUAGCAAUCCCAAUUGUUAUUAUUGUUUUGGUGGUCUGUUUCAUCUGCAUUUAUCUACGACUACGUGUGAAGAAACCAAGGAAAACUAAUCAAAAAUAUGGCAAUAUCUCAGUUCCUUCAGAAAAUGAUGAAAUUAGAAACUUUGAGUCAUUACAAUUCAACUUUGACACUGUAAAAGUUGCUACAAAUGACUUCUCUGAUUCUAAUAAACUUGGCGAAGGCGGAUUUGGAGCUGUUUAUCAGGGUACGCUCUCUAAUGGACAAGUGAUUGCCGUCAAAAGGUUGUCCAUGAAUUCUGGCCAAGGAGAUCUGGAAUUUAAGAAUGAAUUAAUCUUGAUGGCUAAACUUCAACAUCAAAAUUUAGUUAGGUUACUUGGUUUUACUAUCGAAGGGAGAGAAAGACUACUAGUCUAUGAAUUUGUUCCCAAUAAAAGUCUUGACUACUUCAUAUUUGAUCCUACAAAGAAAGCACAAUUAGAUUGGGAAAAACGCUACAAAAUCAUUAAAGGUAUUGCUCGAGGUGUUCUCUAUCUUCAUGAGGAUUCUCGACUACGCAUUAUACACCGUGAUCUCAAAGCAGGCAAUAUUCUCUUAGAUGAAAACAUGAAUGCUAAGAUAUCAGAUUUCGGCAUGGCAAGACUAAUUCUUGUGGAUCAAACACAAGAAAAUACAAGUAGUGUUGUUGGAACUUACGGGUAUAUGGCACCUGAGUAUGUAAUGCAUGGAGAAUUUUCAGUAAAAUCAGAUGUCUUCAGUUUUGGUGUACUAGUUCUUGAGAUUAUAAGUGGCCUAAAGAAUAGUGGCACUCAUCAUGGGGAAAUUACGGAGGAUCUAUUGAGCUUUGUAUGGAAAAGUUGGAGGGAAGGAACAACUACAAAUAUUAUAGAUUCAUCACUAUUCGACGACAGUUCAAGAAAUGAAAUCAUGAGAUGCAUUCAUAUUGGGUUACUUUGUGUGCAAGACAAUGUAGCUAGAAGACGAACCAUGGCUACCAUUGUACUUCUGAUAAGUAGCAAUUCUCUCACUCUCCCUAUACCUUCAGAACCUGCAUUUUUUAUGGACAGUAGAACGGUAAGUCUUCCAGAAAUGCGGUUGUGCGAAGAGAAUUCAGGGACAACGAGAUCAAGUCAAUCUACAACUAAAUCAGCUCCAGUAUCAGUAAACGAGGCUUCAUUUACUGAUCCAUAUCCUCGUUAGAUUCUAGCUUAGUUUAUAUUAAUUACACCAUCAAUGUUUUGAACAAAAUACAAUGUCAUGGAACACAUAAUUUGUUCCUGCAAAGUCUUGCAUAAACAGACUGCAUAUCCAAUUUGUAAUAUAACUGGUAU
This is a messenger RNA of Medicago truncatula (barrel medic), 2208 nucleotides long. Its product is annotated as putative receptor-like protein kinase At4g00960. Lineage: Eukaryota; Viridiplantae; Streptophyta; Magnoliopsida; Fabales; Fabaceae. The transcript has 7 exons. The coding region runs from base 53 to 2077 and encodes 674 amino acids. The record is from RefSeq and is a predicted model, not a curated record. Gene Ontology annotation, cellular component: plasma membrane. Gene Ontology annotation, molecular function: ATP binding; protein serine/threonine kinase activity. Gene Ontology annotation, biological process: protein phosphorylation.